Molecule: messenger RNA, 2031 nt
Organism: Dunckerocampus dactyliophorus (ringed pipefish)
Lineage: Eukaryota; Metazoa; Chordata; Actinopteri; Syngnathiformes; Syngnathidae
Gene: anp32e
Product: acidic (leucine-rich) nuclear phosphoprotein 32 family, member E
Exons: 7
Coding region: 197-880 (227 amino acids)
Biological process (GO): regulation of apoptotic process
Cellular component (GO): nucleus
Molecular function (GO): phosphatase inhibitor activity; histone binding
Source: RefSeq, a predicted model, not a curated record
GGCUGGAACAUUCUGGAAGUAAUACGGCGGGCGUGAAGCGGCGAGCCUGGGUGGACGUGGAAGCGUCCGCGCCUGCCCUUCCACUGCCCCCGAGCCGUUUCUGUGUAGACUCGACUACGUUGAACAAGAUGGCUCUGAAGAGAAAGCACGCUUCGCUACACUUUUGAAGCUUCUCACUUGGGAAGAAGUGGCUGAGAUGGUGGUGGACAGCUGUCAAUCCGUGAGUGGAGAAGUGGAAGGUCUCACAGACAAGUUCACAGAGCUGGAGGCCCUCAGCAUGGUCAACGUGGGCCUCUCUUCGCUGGCCAAGAUGCCGUUGCUGCCCAAGCUGCGCAAGCUGGAGCUGAGCGACAACAACCUGUCGGGUUCUUUUGAGACUCUGUCGGAGAAAUGUCCCAACCUGAUCUACCUCAACCUGAGCAACAACAAGAUCAAGGAGCUGAGCAACGUGGAGGCGCUGCAAAACCUGAAGAGCCUGCAGAGUCUGGACCUGCUGAACUGUGAGAUCACGUCCUUGGAUGACUACCGCGACAGCGUCUUCGAGCUUCUGCCUCAGAUCACCUACCUGGACGGCUUCGACCAGGAUGACAACGAGGCGCCCGACUCUGAGGCGGACGACGAAGAUGAGGAUGGCGAGGACGGGGCGGGUCCGCCGGGCGACUAUGACGAGGAUGACGAUGAAGACGAGGAUGACGAUGGCUCGGAGGGAGGAGAGGUGGGGCAGAGCUUUCAUGUGAAGAGGGGAGAUCAGGAGGAGGAAGACGACGAGGAAGAGUACGGCGAAGAGGAAGAGGAGGAUGACGAGCAGGCGGACGUUCAGGGACAAAAGAGGAAGAGAGACGUGGAUGACGAGGGCGAGGACGACGACGAGGACGAUUAGUCGCUCGGUUCCGGUCGUGGUGUUUGUGUCCGUGUGUCCCUCAGCUAGACAACAAACCAGGGAGAUCACUUCCUACAUCACAUCUUCAUGCUCUCUAGCCCCGCCCACGCCUUCCAACUGCUUCCUGUUUGUCCACAUGGAGCUUCAGUGCAGAGGGGUGUGUCCUCUUUUUCUUUUUCCAAACUUCAGAAUGCGAUGGAUGAUGUGAGGAGCCGUUAAGGAGGACAAAGAUCUCACAUGGACACAAAGUCAACACUUCCUGUCUCUACCUUUUUCAUUGUUUUUACAAACUCUACCAAACAUGUUUUUACAAUCGCAAUUGGACUUUUUCAACACAAAAGUCAGCUGAUGUUUUUGGACAAGGGCGUUCCCAACCUCUCCACUUCCAAAGAUCCAAGAUGGCGGCUAGCUUGAGCGGGCGGUCGACGUGUUUUCCCUCGAUGUUCGGCUUGGAAUGUGGCACCUCUUUUCAGCCGCCAUAUCAGUCUUUGGUGGAAGAGGGCGCCCCCUUCAGGACUCCAAGCGCCCAAUCGGGGGUAGGGCAUGUUUGUUUUCCCAACGGAUCAGGAUCUUCCACCUUAGCCCAAACGGAUCACAUAAGUCCUGUCCCGCCUCCUUUAGAGUUAUGCAGAGCUGUUUGAGCUCAGGUCACCAUAGCGACCAUGUUGUUGUUGUUGUUGUUGUUGUUGUUGUUCCCUGUGUGCGUUUGACUUUACAAUUUUAGGACUUUUAUUUUAUUUUUUUGUUUUUUUUUUUUGUUUUGUUUUUUUUUGCAUUAGUGUUGUCCAGCCUUUCACGCUUCCCUUGUGCCAGCCCAGGCUCCGUCCCCUGCAGUGGGUGUGGCCUAACAGUGGCAGGCAUGUCCAGUCAUAGCUGUGCAAAGCAUCAUGGGAAAUAGUGAGGCGGUGGAGGCUGAUACCCGGCACAACUAGCCCGUGCUUGAUGUCGAUUGAACCUUUUAAUCCAGCAAAGUAGAUUUAUAAAAGAAUUGACAAGUAUUUAUAGAUUUUUACAAAUGUGACGGAUGAGUUAGUUUUCAUUUGUUCUUCUCCCACAACUUAAAUGCUGUAAACUUUUUGCUUUCCUGUCAUUUACACUGACGUCCAAAUAAAUUUGAAUAUUUCAGUAAGAACUUUCAAGAAAAAAAGGUU